GUCAUCUGUCGCGUUCCCGCCAGUGAAGAAUUACCUGCGUGCGCAGGCACAACGUGGAGAUGGGUGUGAGUCUUUGAUGGUGGAAGCACGAAGUUAUCGAGCAAGAGUCCACAUAUGGAAGCCACACAUUGGUAAGGAACCUCCGGAAGAGAGUGAAAUGUGCACUUCCUUCAGUCACCCGCUCUGUUAAAAACGAGCAAACUCAUUCAGCAGUGCAGCCUGUAAGUAAAUGUGCUAUGCUUGUAGAUAUCUAGCUAUAUAUGGAGUGAUUACGUUAUUUUCAUAUAGAUGAAAUAGCCAUCACCUGAAUAACUACAUGGUGUAUCAUAAAAACAAUUCGACAAAAUGUUUUUGACAAGAUCGGAGUAUGACAGAGGCGUGAAUACGUUUUCUCCGGAGGGAAGGCUUUUUCAAGUGGAAUAUGCCAUAGAGGCUAUCAAGCUGGGAUCCACAGCCAUUGGGAUCCAGACAGCUGAAGGGGUGUGUCUUGCUGUAGAGAAAAGGAUAACUUCUCCCCUCAUGGAGCCAAGCAGCAUUGAGAAGAUUGUUGAGAUUGAUACGCACAUAGGCUGUGCCAUGAGUGGCUUGAUAGCUGAUGCCAAAACGCUAAUCGACAAAGCGCGUGUGGAGACGCAGAACCACUGGUUCACCUACAACGAGACGAUGACGGUGGAGAGCGUCACCCAGGCCGUGUCCAACCUGGCUCUGCAGUUCGGCGAGGAGGAUGCUGACCCCGGUGCCAUGAGCCGACCCUUUGGUGUUGCGCUGCUUUUUGGAGGACUGGAUGAGAAGGGGCCGCAACUGUACCACAUGGACCCGUCGGGCACGUUUGUGCAGUGCGAUGCCCGUGCCAUUGGCUCAGCAUCUGAAGGAGCCCAGAGCUCCCUCCAGGAGGUCUACCACAAGUCCAUGACGUUAAAGGAUGCCAUCAAGUCCUCCCUCACCAUCCUGAAGCAGGUUAUGGAAGAGAAGCUGAAUGCGACUAACAUUGAGCUGGCCACAAUAGAACCGGGGAAGACAUUUCACAUGUACUCAAAGGAAGAGCUAGAAGAGGUCAUUAAGGACAUCUAAGGCCGAAGGGAGCUUCAGGCCACGCAUUUCCUUGUGGCACUUUUGCAGAAUAUUUUGGUUUUGCUGUCCGCGCAGGAACUAGCUCUUAGUCAUGUGUCUCUUUUUUUUUUUUCUUCCCCUUUCUUAACCGAAGAUUUCUACAAGUCUGUAAAUACUGCAGAACAGCAGCAGCAGAACUGGGAAUUAAGUCCAAUAAAAUGGGGAGGGAGGGGGGGGCGGGGGUACUUUUUGUUACAGCUCAAUGCAACAAUAAAUCUGUCAAAUGUUUAACAAAAAUAAAGCUGUGUGUAUGCUGCAGUCUCCCAUAAUGUGGACGGUUCCUUUGGCAAAACUUUGAGAUCCGGAACAGCCUAUUUCUCAAUCGAUAAAUGUUUAAACGCCAUGAAGAUAUUUUUAUUAACUGUGAGGCCUCUCAGGGUAACACCAAAAAUAUAUAUAAUGGGGUUUAACAUGGCCUGUAUUGUGCUAUAUAGCACUGAGUUCUAAUUAAUAAGUUUAGAAAUAAUGUCUAAUUAUGUUCUUGUCAUAGAUAUGUACGGCACUAUGAAAAUAUGUUCGUGUUCCUGUAGCAGGUGCCUAAAAAGUAAGUGCUCAAGGAAGUGAAGAGAGAGAGUUUGCAUUCAAAACACAUUUUAUUGUAGUGUUUUGAUCCACGUGAAUCUUCAUCAUGCCUUGGAUAAAAAUGUCACAAUAAAAAGUGUGCAGUCUUCUAUCAUA
This is a messenger RNA of Anguilla rostrata (American eel), 1788 nucleotides long. RefSeq names its product proteasome 20S subunit alpha 5 (gene psma5). Gene Ontology annotation, biological process: proteasome-mediated ubiquitin-dependent protein catabolic process. Lineage: Eukaryota; Metazoa; Chordata; Actinopteri; Anguilliformes; Anguillidae. The record is from RefSeq and is a predicted model, not a curated record. Gene Ontology annotation, cellular component: nucleus; proteasome core complex; proteasome core complex, alpha-subunit complex. The transcript has 11 exons. Bases 346 to 1071 code for a protein of 241 amino acids.